Molecule: messenger RNA, 3720 nt
Organism: Talaromyces amestolkiae
Lineage: Eukaryota; Fungi; Ascomycota; Eurotiomycetes; Eurotiales; Trichocomaceae
Exons: 9
Coding region: 1-3720 (1239 amino acids)
Biological process (GO): transmembrane transport
Cellular component (GO): membrane
Molecular function (GO): ATP hydrolysis activity; ATP binding; cation binding
Source: RefSeq, a predicted model, not a curated record
AUGAUCAAUAGAAACAUGGUGAUCGGAGGCUCAGUAUCAACCUCCUUUCUCACAGCUGCAUACUGUCCCCAGAUUCCCUGGAUACAGAACGAUACAAUCCGGAACAAUAUUAUCGGCGCCUCGAGAUUCGAUCAGACUUGGUACAAUUUCACAAUUUCAGCCUGCGGUCUCGAAGAGGAUUUCAAGACUAUGUCAGGAGGUGAUUUGCGCAUGGCAGGAAGUGAUGGCUCUUCACUUAGUGGAGGACAGAAGCAACGUGUUGCACUUGCUCGUGCAGUUUAUUCCAAGCUCGGUGUCGUGCUUUUAGAUGAUUGCUUAAGCGGACUGGACUCGAAAAAUGUCUCUUUAAUCUUAGAUCGGCUUUUUAGCGACCAGAGCUAUUUCAAAAAGGCUGGAAUAUCGGUGAUUCUUUCUACGACUACAUAUCAGUUGCUUCCUUUUGUAGAUGAGGUUAUCGUCUUGGAUCAAGGAGAAGUCACGGCUAAAGGGUCAUACGACGAAAUCAUCACUCAAAAGCCAGAGAUUUCCUCGAGAUUUCAGACUAUUAGAAAUGAUAGUCCUCAGCUGAGUGACAAUUCAGAGCUUCCAUUAUCAUUGAAACAAGAAGAGGCUCAUACUGAUAACGAACAAUUAACCAUAACUCGAAAAGAGGACCAGAGUCGACAACAAGGUUCCUGGUCCGUGUACAAAUACUACUUCCAAAGCGCAGGAUACACGCUCCUGUUCUUCUUUCUAGCAUCCGCAACAAUCGAGUGUUUCUGCACAAGUUUCCAGAAUCUCCUCAAGACCACAUUAAGGGCACCAGUCAGUUUCUUCCAAGGCAUAGAUACCGGAUCAAUGAUCAAUAGGUUCAGCCAGGAUUUAGAGCUAGUGGACAUAAUGCUUCCCAUGUAUGCCGUCAAUUUUGUCAUGAGUCUCCUGCUUGUCUUCAUAAACACGGUCAUCAUCAGUGCCUUGGGAAAGUUUCUGGGAGCCUCAAUUCCACUACUCGGGAUAAUUCUAUACAUCCUCCAGUCAUAUUACCUACGUACCUCCCGGCAAGUCCGACUGCUCGACAUUGAAGCCAAGGCACCGCUCUACGCCCAUUUCCUUGAAACGAUUCGCGGUAUCUCAAGCAUCCGGGCGUUUGGUUGGGAAGGGCACUUCAGCAUCACCUCUUCAAAGGAUCGAUUCAAUACGGCGUCAAUUGGUGUUGCUCUGACGCUCCUCCUGACACUCAAUCAAAACCUGACUCAGACUAUCAAGAUGUGGACCAUGACCGAAACUUCCAUUGGUGCUGUCUCACGCAUCCAACGCUUUAUUGAAGAUACUCCCUCGAGACGUAGUGUGUCUUCUCCUCCACCACCUGACUGGCCUUCGCGGGGCGCAGUGAACUUUCACAAUAUCACCGCUGGUUAUGAUCUUGCCACGAACCCUAUUAUUAGGAAUAUUUCCCUGACAAUUAGCCCGGGAGAAAAGAUAGCAAUCUGCGGCGUCUCCGGAAGCGGCAAAUCAUCUUUACUAAUGGCAAUGUCUCAAAUGCUAGAAGUUCACUCCGGCCAUAUAACAAUCGAUGGCCAAGACGUUUAUAGAUUAGAAAAGAAGGCCAUCCACUCGGCAAUCAAUGUCAUCUCCCAAGAACCAUUGUUUCUGCCGGGGACUUUGAAAUUCAAUCUUGAUCCUCACCAGCGGGUAUCUGAAAAACGUUUGAUCGCCGCGCUUGAGAAGGUCGGGCUCUGGAGCCAAAUCAGUGCAAAGGGUAGUCUCAAUAUGACUUUCUCCGACGCAGACUGGUCCGUGGGGCAAAGACAAUUGCUUUCGCUGGCCCGGGCACUUGUUGUCAAGGCUCCGAUUUUAGUUUUGGAUGAAGCGACCAGCAGUGUCGACUGGGAUACGGAAACUACAAUGCAGUCCAUUAUAGAGCAAGAAUUCUCCGAGCAGACCAUAAUAGCGGCCAUUCAUCGAUUCCGGUAUAUCCGCCAAUUCGACCGGGUUGUGCUUUUACAGCAUGCGAAACUUCUGGAGGUAGAUGAGCCAGACGUGUUGCUUUCAAAAAAUUCCGAGUUCAAGAAGCUGUAUCAGACUUUCAACAAAGGAUCAGAGAUAUGUCGCGAUCAAGCGAAUCAGCGAUACUUUCACGAUUACUUUGUCACGCAUCUACCGUCGUCUUCGCUGCAUCCUGAUUCCCAAGGACCGCCGUCGUUUCAUAAGCUCCCUCGCUCUGCGUCAACACCGCACACCAGCGAGAGCAGUCGAUUGUCUCCGGCGUCUAUACAGACACCCAUUGGUCUCACUCGCGACACCACCGUAGUACGAAUACCUCUGCGCAGUGCGAAACAUCACUUUGGGGCGUCCGUUUCUCGCGGAUCCCGAAAGCACAAUGAGGACACGUAUCAAGCGGGUGUGAUUGAGGUACCUUCAUUUGCGAAGCGGUCACCUCUAUCAUUGACUAUCCGUCGAGCAUCGGGCGCCGAGUCCACCGCGGUCACUUCCGGAGCUGACAGCGCAAGUGGAGAUCCACAGGUCUUUUACUUUGGUGUAUUUGAUGGCCACGGGGGUUCGGAAUGUAGCGACUUUCUACGUGAUCGUCUACACGAGUACAUACAGGACAGUGCUGCAGAAUUUGAGAUCCAAUCUAGCUUGAAGGAUAAGGAUAGUUCUAUAGAGAGGAAACGUGAAAGGCGUGGGAGACAAGAAGCCGGUCAGCACGGACUGCAUCGAGCCGACUUACCCAUUAUUCAGAGUGCGAAUAUCCAAAAGAUAGAAAAGCUUGAGACGGAAUUAGUGGAGGGCUGGAAAAGUCUAGUCGGGGGUUAUUUUAGACGCUUCAAACCAGCCUACUUCUCGUGUAUCGGAAGAGAGUCUGCUCCGAGGGACCUUUCACAGACACUCGGAUCGAACCAAAGCAGACAAGCCUCGAUUGACGGAGUCUCGAUGGAAGAAGUGAUGGAAUAUGCCUUUUUGAAAGCUGACCUCGAUUUUGUGUCUGCUCAAGCGGCAAAGAAAGACGACGAUCCGGUCCGGUCGGACCAACCAUUAAACAACGAUGAUAUACUUUAUAGCCCAAGCCAAUCUCGCCGGGAAUAUAUUGGUGGACCGAAACGAUUUCCAGGAGGAAGUACUUGCAGUGUGGCUAUGAUAUCGACCCCCACCCCGACACCUUUCUGGAACCCGGCAACACCUUCGUCGCUGUUGGUGUCGCAUGUCGGUGAUACCAGGGUUCUACUCUGUGACACUAGCACUGGUGCCGCGAUUCCCGCGACUACAGACCACCACCCGUCCUCUCCAAUCGAGGCUAAUCGCCUUCGACGGUAUGCAGCCACAUUUGUUACUGAUUCCUUUGGAGAGGAGCGGGUAAGUGGACUUGCUAACACGCGAGCCUUCGGCGAUAUUCAUUCGAAACGAAUUGGUGUAUCAGCGGAACCAGAAAUCCGUCGCAUUGAAAUGGCUCCAGCCGAGUUCUCAUUUCUUGUUCUCAUGUCGGAUGGUAUUAGUGGGACGCUCCAUGACCAGGAAAUCGUGGAUAUCAUCAAAGAGGCUCGCACCCCUGAACAAGGCGCCCGUGAUGUGGUGAAUUUUGCGACUGAGAUCAGCAAGGAUGCCGACAACGCUACUUGUCUGGUAGUACGUCUUGGUGGGUGGGAACGCAGGCUUGAAGGUGGAUUAGGCAGUAUGGGCACCAAGGAAGCUCGCGAUUUCCGAAGACAAGAAGCCACAGACCCGCGACGAUCACGUACAUAG